Messenger RNA from Mesitornis unicolor (brown roatelo), 789 nucleotides. RefSeq names its product dual specificity testis-specific protein kinase 1-like. The annotation marks the transcript as partial. NCBI's taxonomy places the organism in Eukaryota, Metazoa, Chordata, Aves, Mesitornithiformes, Mesitornithidae. Gene Ontology annotation, cellular component: nucleus; cytoplasm. The transcript is spliced from 8 exons. Gene Ontology annotation, molecular function: protein serine/threonine kinase activity; ATP binding. The record is from RefSeq and is a predicted model, not a curated record. Gene Ontology annotation, biological process: positive regulation of stress fiber assembly; protein phosphorylation; actin cytoskeleton organization.
GUACGGCACCGCCAGUCAGGGCAGAUCAUGGUGCUGAAGAUGAACAAGCUGACCAGCAACCGGGGCAACAUGCUGCGAGAGGGGCAGCUGAUGAACCGCCUCUCGCACCCCAACAUCCUCAGGUUCAUGGGGGUGUGUGUGCACCAGGGACAGCUACACGCGCUGACAGAGUACAUCAAUGGUGGGAACCUGGAGCAGCUGCUGGACAGCCCUGUGCCCCUUUCCUGGUCCAUCCGUGUCAAGCUGGCCCUCGACAUCGCCUGUGGCCUGCGCUACCUGCACUCCAAGGGCAUUUUCCACCGUGACCUUACCUCCAAGAACUGCCUGGUGCGCUGCGAGGCCAAUGGCUACACAGCUGUGGUGGCUGACUUUGGUUUGGCUGAGAAGAUCCCCACUUACAGUGAGGGCAGCGAGAAGGAGCCGCUGGCUGUGGUGGGCUCCCCGUACUGGAUGGCGCCUGAGGUGCUGCGAGGGGAGAUCUACAAUGAGAAGGCCGAUGUGUUCGCGUACGGCAUCAUCCUGUGCGAGACCAUCGCUCGCGUCCCCGCAGACCCAGACUACCUGCCUCGCACUGAGGAUUUUGGGCUGGACAUCACCACUUUCCGCACCAUGGUGGAAGUUGACUGCCCAGUGACCUUCCUCCAGCUCGCUUUCCACUGCUGCAGUAUGGACCCUGCCUCCCGCCCCUCAUUCCUGGAAAUCACGCAGUGCCUGGAGGGUGUCCUGCAGCACCAGCCCAGUGCAGAGGGCACCGGGGACACCCUUUUCGGUGGCGGGGAGAUCCUACCU